AAAUUAGAUUUUAUUUCGUUUUCCGAAUAUAAAUUGAAUAAAACAUGAAUAAAAUCUUUUUUUACAUAAUUUUACAAUGCAGCUAAUGCAUUUACAGUAAACAUAUUCUCUUUGCUAUUCUACGAGUACGGGAAAGGCGAUUUAUAAAGAAAUCCACUACUAAUUAUUAUCUCAUGCUAAAAAGUCAAUAUGGACUACGAUUAUCUGAUUAAAUUAUUGUGCGUUGGUGAUUCUGGGGUUGGAAAAACAAGUUUUCUUUAUAAAUACACCGAUGGAGUUUUUCAUACCCAGUUUAUAUCGACUGUGGGCAUAGAUUUCCGCGAAAAAACAGUGGUUUACCAACAAAAUGGGAGACAACAUCGCAUACAUCUCCAAUUGUGGGACACAGCAGGACAAGAAAGGUUCAGGAGCCUUACAACGGCUUUCUACCGUGAUGCAAUGGGAUUUUUGCUGUUGUUUGAUUUGACUAAUGAAGCAUCUUUCCUAGAAGUGAGAAAUUGGAUUGAGCAAUUGAAGACGCACAGUUUAAGCGAUGAUCCAGAUAUAGUACUGUGCGGCCACAAGUGUGACCUCCAAGAGAAGAGACUGGUCAAUCCGAACCGAGCCAAAGAGUUUGCUAAGAACUACAACUUGCCAUACCUGGAGACGAGUGCUAAGACUGGACAAAACAUUGAUCGCGCGAUUGAGAUACUGCUUGAUAAAGUUAUGUUCCGAAUGGAAUCCUCAGUGGAAUACGCGAUGCUCUGCGCAACAGGACGCCGCCGUCAAUCCCUACAGAAGCUGCAAGCUAAACAGGAAAACAAAUUUUGCUCUUGCUAAACUUUUAUCUGACAUUUUACAUUACAAUUGUAUACUAUUUUACAAUUCACUUAAGACUUGACUUUCAUAGAGCGACAGGGUUUGAAGAUUUGCCAAAAUUUAAAAAAAAAUUAUUAGUUUGUAUAUGUUGCCCUGGAGAAGAAUAUUUUAUGAGGAGGAGAAUAUUUAUGUAAUUAGAAAAAAAAUGUGCUUUCUUAAAAAACCUGACCAAAUUAUUGUUUCAUCCCGGAGAAAGAGGUUAUUAUUUAUAUUAGCUGUAAAUUAAUUAAUUAUAUGUCGCUCUCAAAACUUCCAAGAGAUUCUUAAAAUUUAUAAAGUUAUGCUUCUAUAAUAUUGGCUGGAAUCUGUCUUUAAUGAGAAUCAAUUGCUUUUUCAGCAUUUGUCCUUAUUUACAUGAGGAAGCAUUUAAGCAGAAUAUUAUUAAGAACUUAUAUUAUGAAGCCAUUUUAUUAAAAUUAAAGUAAAUUAUAAAAUUAUAUUUAUCGCUAAGAAUAAAAUAUCUAUCUAUUAACUAUUAUGAAUGACCGAUUAAAGAUUGAUUAAAGAGGAAAUUAAAGACAAGAUUUUUGGGAAAAUUCUAAUGGACUGAUAUUAAUUUUCGUAGACAUUUUCGAUAUAAUAUUAACAUUUACAUAGAUCUCGUGAUUUACCAAAGAUUAAGGUUUAAGAUAUCACCUUAUUAUUAAGAAAUGAGGGUAGCUUUCAAUUAUAUGCAUUCCUCGUUUGUUUUUUUUAAAUAUGCCUAUUUAGAAGAUCAUAAACCGCGCAAAUAAUAUUAUUAUGUAAAGUACCUAUUAUAUGUACACAUUUUAUUUUAUUUACAAUAAUUUAUUAGAGCACCUUUAAUUAAGAUACGUGUUUAUGUUUUUAUUCUACAAUUUAAAAUGUUUAAAAAUAAAAGGUCUUAAGUGAUGAUUUCUUUAUGCCAUAAUAUAACAAAUUCAGGGUAAUACUAGUCAUAUGACUUUGGAGAUCUUUAUUGUUUUAUUAUAAAUAUUGUUUAUAUUAAUAAAUAAUUAUUGAUUUUUAUUCAAGUUUUUAUUAUAAUAGAUAGGUAUAUUGGAGUGUUAUACAUUAUUAUAGAUUUAAGUUGCACAAACUGUUUGAGCAUUGUUUUAUAUUAUUAUUUUUACAUAUUAUGACUUAGUAUGGUUCAAAAGUAAUUUUUUACGGCAUUCGAAAAAUCUACUAAGUAUUACUUAUAAAUAGUUAUUUAUAAUUAAUUAUUGUAUGUCUAUUUGCCCUAUUGUUAUUCAUUCAUAAUACGUUAAUUAAGUCUAGCUUUGAAAAUAUUAUCAGCAAUUCAUGAAAAGGCCUCUUAAGGUACCUUAUUCACUUUUUAUCGUAACACAUCCAUGUUUUGUUACGCUCUUACUUUCUUCAAAUAAUGUGAGAGUAAAAGAGAUAACAAUAAAGCCUUGUAUUCAUGGUAAAAAUUUGUUUAGCAACAAAUUGGAAUCAAAAUGUUGCGGAGAUGGUAUCAACACUGCACUUAGUAACAAUUAUGCAAAGUUUCGAAGCAACAUUCUUGCCCAUCAUCAACAAUUUUUAUCAACUGUUGCUCAACAAAUGAUUACCAUGAAUACAUGGCUUAACAAAAUAAAGACAGUUUGUUUUUAUUAGUGAGAUUUCUAUGAUUAAAGUCGGACGUGCCUGAUCUAUUUGUUAGAAUUUACUAAAUAUAUAAUAUGCAUUCCAAUUUUAUUC
Messenger RNA from Colias croceus (clouded yellow), 2526 nucleotides. It is a transcript of the gene Rab27, whose product is annotated as ras-related protein Rab-27A. The record is from RefSeq and is a predicted model, not a curated record. The transcript is spliced from 5 exons. Gene Ontology annotation, biological process: positive regulation of exocytosis; melanosome transport. Bases 190 to 819 code for a protein of 209 amino acids. Lineage: Eukaryota; Metazoa; Arthropoda; Insecta; Lepidoptera; Pieridae. Gene Ontology annotation, molecular function: GTP binding; GTPase activity. Gene Ontology annotation, cellular component: melanosome; secretory granule.